Drosophila serrata is the source of this 4155-nucleotide messenger RNA. It is a transcript of the gene wit, whose product is annotated as kinase protein wishful thinking. The record is from RefSeq and is a predicted model, not a curated record. Gene Ontology annotation, molecular function: ATP binding; transforming growth factor beta receptor activity. Lineage: Eukaryota; Metazoa; Arthropoda; Insecta; Diptera; Drosophilidae. Gene Ontology annotation, cellular component: plasma membrane; signaling receptor complex. Gene Ontology annotation, biological process: protein phosphorylation; cellular response to growth factor stimulus; BMP signaling pathway.
AGGUGGCGCAGCACAGGGAAAACCAAAGCGGCGAACGGGGCGUAUGAGUAGUGGCGCGCCUAUCGAGCAAACUUGUUUAAAGUGCCAUAAAAAAAAGCCACACAAAAAAUCAGCACAAAUAAAAUAAAAAAGCUGAGAGCAGACGCUACUGGCGCCGGGCAACAAUAAUAAUUUUCGCGACGAGUGUGCAACUUUUUUUCGUGAGCUAAAAAGUUAAUAUCAUAUAUAACAAAAAGCCAUAGCAGAUCGCGGAACAAGUGCAGUGUCAAGAAAUUAUGCCCUGAAUAUUCAGUGUCAUUUUCAGGUCUCACAAAAUGCCGUAAAAUUGGAUAGAAGUUAAAGUUACCUGAAAAGAAAUAUUAUCAGCUACUCAAAGAUCUACUCAGCCAUGAAUUGGUUUAUCUACAGUUCUUGGCCCUGGCUUCUGCUGGCCAUGAUCUCUCUGGGCAGUGCCUCACCUGUGCCCAGUCGCCAAUACAGCUGUAUGAGCUACCAGGAGAAUGACAACUCCUUCCAUGAUGAUGACACCGACCAGGAUGUUAGCAAUGAGCUGCAGGAGCAGCAAAUAGAAUCCACUGUAUUGCCCGAUGAGCCACAUCAACGCACCUGCUCCGAUGGUUAUACCUUCUGUUUUACUCUAUGGAAUCAGACGGCCAAUGAGACGAGGGUUGUCAAGCAGGGAUGCUGGAAGGACAAUACAGAUCGUCCCUCAAUUUGCAGCCAUUCGGAGUGCACCAGUUCGGCGCCCACUUCAAAGACCAAUUCCCUCUAUUACUGCUGCUGUUCCGGUGAUGUCUGCAAUAACCACUAUGCCGUGGUGGAGCCAGCUCCCCUGGAACUGGGCUCCAAUGAUGCCAGAAAUUCAAUCACAAAUCGAGCAACGGCUAAGCAGCAACAAUCCUUCAUGGCCAGCACAAUGUUGGGCUUUGCUGGAGGAGUAACUGCCCUUAUGAUUGGCAUAUUCUUUGCCGUUCAGUAUUGCCGUGGUCCCAAAGAGAAAUCCGAACCGGAGGAGUCUCCUCUGGCACCAUCGGGACCUGGUUACAGUUCCAAUCUUCGGAACGUGGACAAUAUGAAUUUAAUUGGAAUGCUGGGCAGUGGCAAGUAUGGAACUGUGAUGAAGGGUCUGCUCCAUGACCAGGAGGUGGCUGUUAAGAUCUAUCCUGAGGAGCAUCAUCAGUACUAUGUGAACGAAAGGAAUAUCUAUGCUCUUCCCUUGAUGGAUUGUCCAGCUUUGUUGAGCUAUUUUGGCUACGAUGAACGUUGCACUAUGGACGGUCGCAUGGAGUACCAGCUGGUGCUCUCCCUGGCUCCUCUGGGUUGCCUGCAGGAUUGGCUGAUAGCCAAUACCAUGACCUUUAGCCAAUGCUGUGGCAUGCUCCGGUCCAUCACCCGUGGCAUCUCCCAUUUGCACACUGAACUCCGUUUGGGGGAUCAGCACAAACCAUGUGUGGCCCAUCGGGAUAUCAACACCAGGAACGUGCUCGUCCAAGGGGAUCUAAGCUGCUGCAUUGCGGACUUUGGAUUUGCAUUGAAGGUGUUUGGAUCCAAGUACGAGUACAAGGGCGAGGUGGCCAUGGCGGAGACGAAGAGCAUCAAUGAAGUGGGCACCCUACGCUACAUGGCUCCGGAACUGCUAGAGGGAGCAGUGAAUCUAAGGGAUUGCGAAACCUCUCUCAAGCAGAUGGAUGUGUAUGCCUUGGGAUUGGUUCUCUGGGAAGUGGCCACUCGCUGCUCGGACUUCUAUGCCCCCGGCCAAACCACACCACCAUACAAGGCUCCAUACGAGCAGGAGGUGGGCUCCCAUCCUAGCUUCGACCAAAUGCAGGCUCUGGUGGUGAGGCACAAGGCGCGUCCGCUCUUCCCCGCCGGCUGGGGUGGCGGAUCAGCAGCCAAGGUGGUAAGAGACACCUGUGAGGACUGCUGGGACCAUGAUGCGGAUGCCAGGCUGACCUCGUUGUGUGCAGAAGAACGCAUGCAGGAAAUGUCAGGACUACGGCCAAGAGCUCAGGCACAGCCAGCCAGUCCCCUGCUGAAUACCAACAAUCUGGUGGCUACACCGAACUCAGAACAGGGCAUCAAUACCAUAGCCGUGGCAAUCACAACGACUACGACAUCAGCGGCAGUGCAUCAUCAGAUGAGUUCCGACACUGUUGGCCUCAUCCAGCCGCCUCCAAACCAACAGCUACCAGCAGCUGCUCUCGAGCGAGAGAAGAAUCACCUGAGUUAUCCCCAGCAGCAGCUACAGCCGUAUCAGGGCAGGAAUCCCUGCCAGGAGCGUAACCUAGCACCUCUUCCCUUGCGCACUCCACCCGUCCUGGUGGAGCGUAGCAAGAAGCACAGCUUCCAGACACAGCCACAGGAGAACUCACUGUCCUGCCUGGAGCACGAUGUCAGCGUGGAGGAGCUGAUAGCCAGUCAUCACAAUCACCAGCAGCAGCAGCAGCAACUCCAGCAAAAGAACACCAUAGUCAGCAUUGCCGGGACCAAUACGAAUCCCAGCCUGGGUCAGGGAUUUCCCAAGCAGCAGAACACGGAUCAAAAGCUCAGGGGAUGGCAUGGUGUUAGGGCUCUAAUCCACAAGAAGCUCUUCCGCAAGGAGCAUGCCGAGGAGCUAUGCCGGCAGCUGCAGCUGGGCGAAGAGAAGUCCAACCUGGUGACGGCACUGCGUCGCCCCAAUAACCUGGACUUGAGUCCGCGGCUGGACAAACCCACACCUAUACAGUUGAGGAGUGCGGAGCAGCGAAGUGGAACUCCGGCACACAUAGUUCCCAGAUCCCUGUCGAGCAGCCUGAUUAAGCACAUGAAUGGGAGUAGCACCAGUACCAACAAUAACUCCAUUUUGAGCCAUGGCAGCGAGCUGCAGACCCUCACCCGUCCCGCUACGAAGCGAAGACCUGGCCACCUGCGUACCAAUUCCCUGAUGGCCACCACAACCACCUCGGGUCACCAGGGUCCGCCCACGGAGCAGCAGAUGCGUCGCCAGCAUAGUCUGGAGGUCUUCCGUGAGGUCUUCAGCGGACGGGGGAGCAGCGAACGCUUGAGGGAUCCCAGCGAAAGGGUCAAGACCCCAGGGGAUGUCCCGCCAUCGGUGAGAAAGGCCAGGGCUAGCAAGACCCUCAGUCUGUACGAUGAUCGUAUGAUGGACUCGUCGCUGCUCAACAUUCUCUAGCAUGAGGAGGUCCUGCUGCUGGAACUAUAAACCCGGGCAGCAGGACAAGGAACUGGACUCAUAUCUCAUCCUUCAUCGAACACAUAUUCAACGAUAGCCAUAGAGCAGAAGACUUGAAUCGCUUCCUGGAACAGUCUUCUCACAUAAAGGAAAAGGGGACAGUGUUUUGGGUUUUCAGAUUCUUUUGAUUUCAAUACUAAUUAAAUUUAAAAUUUAAAUCAAAAGAAUCUAGUUAAUACAGAAAACCCAUAGACAACCCCCUACGAAAACAUUUAUUUUUCGAACAUACAUAUAGUAGCCUGGAGGAGUUCACAGAUCGUAUGUGUAUAUCUAGAUGUAUUUUUUCACCAAUCAUCCUAGCGUGUAGUGCGGCAAACAACCAAAGUCCUUAUAGGUUAGAUCUGACUAGAAUCGUACGGAGUAUCAGUAUAUAGAGCAGGCAACCUGCCCCCCAACAACCAUAUAUAAAUAUAUAUAUUUUUGACUUGAACUUGAACUUGAACUGGGACAAGAGCGACACAGGUAGUAGACGACUAUAUAGUUUAUAUAUAUAUUGAUGUAUGUACGCGGUUUUCACUCGAGUUGAGCUUAAGGUGCAGUGAGACAACAAGCGGGAAGACACUGAGAUGGUAGGGGCUUGGUCGGACCAUUUUUAUAGAGCCAUAUAUAUGCUAACGAUCCCCAUAUAUCUAUAACGAAACAUUGUACUGGAAUAUUUAGUCAACACAACACACCUUUACUUACAUACACGAGGGAUUGUCAUCAUACAAAAAAGGAGCACAAAAUACUCGUUUCCGAGGCAUUUGGUUAACAAUCUCUAAAACCCAUUUCUUAUGAACAAAAGACAGCCCCAUUUGUUCGAGUAUUUGGAAAACAUCAACCUUUGGAUGAAUUUUCAAUGAAUGCCUUUUUGUCGUUCUCUUUAGUACUUAGACCAAAACACCCGCAGCCUUUCAAUCACAUUAAAUGCAAGUCUAGUUAUA